AUGGCUGGAGCUAUUGUCUCGCUUGUUCUGCAAACGCUUGGAAAUAUGUUGAAAGAUGAAGCAAGAUUCUUGUCGGGAGUGACGGAUCAAGUUGAAGAAGUCCGGAGAGAGCUAAAGCGAAUGCUCUGCUUCCUAAAAGAUGCAGAUGCCAGAAACUGCAAAGAUGAAACAAUUCAUCUCGUCGAGACGUUUGCUAUUGAAGUUGCGUCCAGGAAAUCAUCAGGACAUAGAGGUGUCAAGAAAGUUCUUAAAAGAGUUUCCGGCACAUUUGCUGAGAUUAGAUCUCUUCAUAACAUAGGAGUGGAGAUUACCAAAGUCAAAAGUGAUCUAAGUAGCCUCACUGCAAGUCUCCAAAUGUAUGAUGUGAGAGCUAUUGGUGAAGCAGAAAGCUCAAGUGCAGCGAAUGAUGAUCGAAAGUUCCAACAAUGGAUACGGCAAACUUAUGCCCAUGAGGUUGAGGAUUACUUCGUUGGAAUGGAGGAUGAUAUAGCUAAUUUGGUGUCACUAGAGGAUGUCAAGUUCAUGGGACACAGGCAGUUGGUCCAACAACUUCAUCAAGUGCAGAUAGAGAAAAAAUGUUUGGUUGUUCUUGAUGACAUCUGGAAAGUGGAUGAUUGGAAAAGCUUGCUUGCGGCAUUUCCUGUUGUUGAACGGGACAUCAAAGUUUUGCUCACAACUCGUAACAGGAAUGUUGCAAAAAAAGGAUGUCUCUAUGAGCUUAAAUGCUUGAAUGAAAUGGAAGGCUGGGAGUUGCUACAAAAAGAUCGCUUUUGCAAGAAAGCGAGCAGGGAUAUCAGCAUAAUAGAUGGAAAACGUAUGAUCUAUCAUGAGGGAAAGGAUUUGAAGAUUGAAAGAAAUCUACAGGAUGUUGGGAUUGAAAUGGUAUCCAAGUGUGGAGGCCUACCAUUGGCUAUUACUGUACUAGGAGGAAUUCUCAAGACAAAAAUUCCUUCAGAGAAUGGCAAAUGGUGA
Messenger RNA from Coffea arabica (coffee), 972 nucleotides. NCBI's taxonomy places the organism in Eukaryota, Viridiplantae, Streptophyta, Magnoliopsida, Gentianales, Rubiaceae. The record is from RefSeq and is a predicted model, not a curated record.